AUGCGGCGCAGGCCAGCAAGACGUUUCCGGGAGCCACUUCGUGAUUGUUUCCGUCAUUUGCCGCGACCAAGAUCCACCUUUAUGGCCACGGUGCGUGCCUUACUAUACGGGUCACGGCCAUCGGUCCAAAUGCCGGCACAAGCCAGGCUGCAGAUUUUUGCCCCAAGAGCUAUUUCUAAUGUGCAAUAUCAUAAGGCAUGGGGAAAUAACGAGGACGAUCGAUCCUCCGAACAAUGUUACCGCGCCGACAGGAAGGGGGCUUACGGGCCAGAUGUGCAGAGCGUAUGCGAUGGACCGCGAGUGAUGACUAUCGACAAAACACCAACGAAUAUGUAUCGGUGGAGAAGUGACUUCGAGGACAAGAGCCCGUUUUAUACAAAACCAUCAACGACCGUUGAAUCGGCCCCUGCGCUGAAAAGUGAAACGUUGUGGCACAAAUGGUCAGACACAGAAAAAGAAUUGUGUCGGUUGAAGAAGGGACUCGGUCCUGAAUAUAUGAACCAAUUGAGAACGACAAAACAAAAUCUCCGCCUUGAACAAAUGAAACAGAUUACACCAACAAUGACAGAAUUUAUUUCAAACAUUUCAAAAUUUGAUGAAGAAGAGUGUAAACUGUUCAUACAUGGGCUGGAACUUGAACUGAAUGAUAAAACAAGAAGAACAAUGCGUGAAGAAAAUAAAAACGUCAAUGCAUGUGGUGCUCAUGACAUAAGCAAAGAGCUUCAACCAUCAAAUAUGAAGUCGUCUUUGUCUACCGUUGGUUUGGAGCAUUUCUUUCGUGAAGUUGCACAGAUCUAUGAAGCAUCUAAAGAGUGCAAGAUGCAUCAAGAUUACAAGAACCUUUCAGCUCGUAUGGCACAUUUGUUUCUGGAUGGAUUUCCCAUGGAGCUCCUAGAUGGAGACGCUGGAUGCAUUCCCAUUGACUGGGUCACAGACGUGUUCGGAGAAGUAAACAACAUUCUAUUAGGAGAAGUACACAACAUUCUGAAACGAGACCCCCGCAUAUUUGUGCUGUCUGUGCUGGGCGUGCAGAGCUCGGGGAAGUCCACGCUGCUCAACACCAUGUUUGGGCUGCAGUUCGCAGUGAGUUCUGGUCGCUGCACACGCGGCGCAUUCAUGCAGCUCCUCCGCAUUGACAAUGAAUUAACUGAAGAGCUCGGGUUUGAUUUCAUCCUGGUGAUCGACACAGAAGGGUUAAAAGCUCUUGAGCUGUCAACACUCGAAAACAGCUAUGAGCAUGACAAUGAGCUAGCAACACUGGCUAUUGGUCUCAGCAAUGCUACUAUUCUCAAUGUCAAGAUGGAAAAUGCAGAAGAAAUGAAAGACAUUCUGCAGAUUGUUGUUCACGCUUUUUUGAGAAUGACUGAAGGUGGAAAAAAACCUAGCUGUGUGUUUGUUCAUCAGAAUAGUGGAGGCAUCUCUGCUCAUCAGAAGAAUAAACAGGACCAGGAACGUCUUCUUCAGAUACUGAACGAGAUGACUGAGGCGGCUGCAAAAAUGGAAGAGAAAUCGAUGUAUUAUAAACAAUUCACAGAUGUUAUAGAUUAUGAUGCAGAAAAUGACAAAUGGUACAUCCCUGGACUCUGGGCUGGUGGUUCAUCUAGGGAUCGGGUCAGUUGUACAUAUAGUGAUGAGAUAUGGAAACUAAAAAAACACCUUCUCGAAAAAUUCAAAAAACGUGCAUAGUUGGACAACAUUUACACGUUGCCAGAAUUCAGUGCAUGGAUAACGACGAUGUGGACAGCAAUGAAAAAAGAAACUUACGUCUUCCAUUUCCGGAACUUUCUUGUUCUUGAAGCAUACAACACGUUAUGCACUGCAUAUACAGGAUGGGAAUUAAAGCUUCGUAUGCAUAUGAUUUCCUGGAUGCAAGAUGUGUCCAAUAAACAAGUAGAUUUGAUUUUGAAAAACACACCCGAUGAUGACAAACAAUACAGUAAAAGUUUCGUAAUAGACAUCAAGAUGUAUGUUUGCUCCAUUGCCAUCGAACCUUUCACAAAGCAACACGAGCGUAUUCUCAAGGAAAACGACCCAUCGACUCGACUUGAAGAAAUUAAAAGAUCAUAUUUCAAUUUGCUGACAUCAAUGUGUAAAACUGAAGAUGGAAAACAAAGAAAUGUUAUCGCCCUUUGUGAUGGAUGCCUUAAACCCGCAUUCUUGGCUGUUCUGAAAGAACAAUUAGGGACAAUUAUUGUCCAGGACAUGAUGAAAAACAUUGUUCUUUCAAAUCGUAAAGCACUUCAAGCGACUAUGUUGUCGUCCGUAUUGAACGGAAACAACUUUAACACCUUAAUCAGUUUCAUCCACGACUCCAACGCCUUCACUAUAUCAGCUAUAAAGGGUCUCAUCAUAGAGCAUUGCACACAAAGGGAUGAAAAUAAAGAAGAGAAGCUCUAUAACAUCCAAUGCUUUGCACAACCUAUUCUAGAUGGGAUCAUGGCAAAAUUAAACAAUGCGAUAUUAAAAGAAACUGAACACACUGAAUAUAUUACAGUGGCUGAUUUGUUAGAAAAACUAAAAUCUAAUCUCAUAAAAGACAUCGUCAUGAAAUUUGACUUUCUUCAAAUUGUAGGACCCCACACUCUUGAAAACCCAGACAAGAUCAAAGAGUUUACUAAAGAAGUUGGUGAGGGAAUUAAGCGAGUGAGCUCCGAAAUUCUGAAAUAUUUGUGUGGCUUGGAAAACCUUAACAAGUUAUUGGAUGAAAUGCCAGUGAAGCCACAUGAAGAGAUAUUCAAGACCGUGUCUGGCUGUGGGCAACAUUGUCCCUUGUGCAAGGCCCCUUGUGACCGUGGUGGCAGUGCUCACAGGGAGCGGGCAGCGAUGCAUUACCCUCAAGGGCUGUGCGGCAGGAAGUGUAGUGACGGAACUCUGAUCGUCGAUGUAUGCACAACGUCUGUGGCUAAAAGCAAAUGCUCAUAUCAACGAGCACACUCGUUCACUAACGAGGAUACUAAUAAAGAGUGGUAUGAGUACAGGAACUAUCGUGAAGUUAAUGACUAUUACAAAUCUUGGGACAUUCCACCAGAGACCAUUGACCCGGAGCCAGUUCUUUGGAAGUUUGUUUUCUCUAAAUACAAUGAAAAACUUGCCAAGAAGUAUGAAACCAAAUCAGCAAAACUCCCACAAGAAUGGGGUCUUGUAACAAAGGAAGCUGUGGAAAACAACUUGAAAGAAAAAUACGGGAAAAUAGAAAAUAUAAACCUAUUUUGGAAUAUUAUGAAGAAAUUUACCAUCGACUCUUUGCGAUACAUUGCACACGGUUUUCGCACUAAGGUGCCAACUGUUGAAGUACUAAAGGCGAUCCAGAGUCUGAGACCAGAAAAGGCACCGGGGAUAGAUGAUCUCCCAAGCGAAAUGCUGAGGGAGGAUGGCGACCUUCAUGAUGGUGAGCAGGCCCGGGUAUUCACUGUUUACCUUGGGGUGCAACAGGGAUGUCCUAUGGCUCCAUUCUUUAACGUCUAUUUCGACCACGUAGUUUGUGAAGCCUUUGAUGGCUGUACCGGAGGAAUUUCCAUCUGGUACAGAUACAAUGGGAGGCUGAUCGAUGCCCGGGUGUGGUAA
Messenger RNA from Callorhinchus milii (elephant shark), 3564 nucleotides. Its product is annotated as interferon-induced very large GTPase 1-like. Lineage: Eukaryota; Metazoa; Chordata; Chondrichthyes; Chimaeriformes; Callorhinchidae. Gene Ontology annotation, molecular function: GTP binding. The record is from RefSeq and is a predicted model, not a curated record.